Molecule: messenger RNA, 348 nt
Organism: Saccostrea cuccullata (small rock oyster)
Lineage: Eukaryota; Metazoa; Mollusca; Bivalvia; Ostreida; Ostreidae
Product: complement C1q tumor necrosis factor-related protein 3-like
Exons: 1
Coding region: 1-348 (115 amino acids)
Molecular function (GO): protein binding
Source: RefSeq, a predicted model, not a curated record
AUGGUGGCCUUUGAUACAAGAUUAAAGAACUUCGUCACUAAUGCCAAGGUUGGAAGCAAAAUUGUUUUUAAUGAUGUUCAGUUAAACAUUGGAACAGGCUACGAUGCAUCCACAGGUAUAUUUACUGCGCCUUACUCGGGUGUGUACGUGUUUGAGUGGACUCUCAUGACCGAGACGUCCAAAGAAGUGCUCACUGAAUUAAUGGUGAACGGGAAACCAAGGUCCUAUAGCCAUUGUCGCUCUGUAGCUGGGCCGACCAGUGAUACCUGUAGCAAAAUGGCAGUGGUGGAGCUCAAAGCCAAGCAACAUGUCUGGAUACAGGUAUUCAUUCGACCAGCAUAUGUUUAA